This is a messenger RNA of Lotus japonicus, 1666 nucleotides long. RefSeq names its product transcription factor TEOSINTE BRANCHED 1-like. Gene Ontology annotation, molecular function: DNA-binding transcription factor activity; sequence-specific DNA binding. The record is from RefSeq and is a predicted model, not a curated record. Gene Ontology annotation, biological process: regulation of secondary shoot formation. NCBI's taxonomy places the organism in Eukaryota, Viridiplantae, Streptophyta, Magnoliopsida, Fabales, Fabaceae. Bases 313 to 1479 code for a protein of 388 amino acids. Gene Ontology annotation, cellular component: nucleus. The transcript has 2 exons.
CAACUACAAUACCAUUUCUCUCAUCACACACAACACGCACCAACACAAGCAAACACACACAAAUACGGUACAUAUAAUAUCAUCUAUCACCCCCUUAGGUAAAAAAAAAAACAGUCGGGAGACUUGGUUGUUUUUCUCAAAUUGUUAUUUGUGUGUCUCUCUUCCUUUGCUUGCAGGGGAACAGGAAAACAAAAAUGAACUGAAAAGGAUGGAACAACUGCUAUAGCUCUUGCUCAUGAACAUGUCAUUCUCAGGCUUUUGAAGUGAUCCCAACCAAACACACACACACAGCACCAUCAUCACAAGGCUAGUAUGUUUUCCUCAAAUAGUUCCCUCAAUGGAAAUGACCUAAUCUCCUCAUCCUCCUACCCUAACAACAACCAAGCAUUUAUUUUCUCUAGGCAUUUUUCCUUUGAAAGCAACCUCACUUCAAAAGAUGAAACCAAUUGUCCUUUGUCCUUACUUCAAUUCCCCUAUUCUCCCUUUGAAGACCAUGAAAAUAUCUUCCCUGAACAACACCAUGAUUUCUCACUCCAACAACAUCAAUCUCUACCUGAGCCUGUUGUGAACAACAAUAUGGAUGCUUCAAUCAACAACAACAAGAAUAAUAGUAUUCCUGGAACCUGCUCCGUUGUAGGAAAAGGCACUGCAACGGAGCAGGUUGCGGUGAGAAGAAGAUCUAGCAAGAGGGAUCGGCACAGCAAGAUCAACACGGCUCGAGGACUCAGGGAUCGGAGAAUGAGACUUUCACUUGAAGUUGCCAAGAGGUUCUUUGGCCUUCAAGACAUGCUGGGCUUUGAUAAAGCAAGCAAAACUGUGGACUGGUUGCUGAACCAAGCAAAAGUUGAAAUUAAGCACCUUGCAAGGGAGAAGAAUCUCCACCACCCAAGUUGUAGUGGCGCCAAGAGCAGUUCUUCAACUUCUGAGGGUGAAGGGGUGUCUGGCUUGGAUGAGGUUGUGAUUAGUGAAAAUCAAGAGCAAGAGAAGGAGCAACAACCAAUAGUGAAGAGGAGAGCUAACAAGGUUUGUAGAAAGAGUGCAUUCAAUGCUAUUGGGAGGGAAAAGGCAAGGGAAAGGGCAAGAGAAAGAACAAGAGAAAAGCUGAGGACUAAGAAGCUAGCUGAUGAUAAAGAAUCAAAGCAAUGCAAGGAGGUAACAAACCAUAACCUGAACUUGUGGAAUCCCUUUGAAACUGUGGAAGAAUCUGCAGGCACCCACCAGAGCCAAAGUGUGAAUAAUCAUCCCUCCUUGGAUCUUCUGGCUGAGGCUGAAAAAGAACCAAGUUCUCAAGCAAAGGAGAAUUCAGGAACUGUUGUAGAUGAUGAUAUGUCUCAUGAAGAUUCCUUCUUGAUUAUGAGCAAAUGGAGUCCAACCAUGAUGUUCAAUUCUUUGAGUAAUUCAGAAAUCCUUCAAGAACACCAAUUUGCAGAAUUUCAGCCCUUGGGUAAGCAAUGGGAAGCCUACAACAAUCGUAUCUAAUAUGUGUUCGUACUUGCACCCACCAUUCUCUUGUGGCAGCAGAAUAAAAUGCAUCUUGCUGUUGUAAUUUCUUUACUUUCCUUUUGGCAUGUAAUGUUGUAAGGUAUCUUCCAUCUAUUAGCAUAUAUAUAUGAGAAACAAUUCAUUGUUCCAUUAAUGGUUGUUACUUCUAUGUCAUCUCUAUAAA